This is a messenger RNA of Chenopodium quinoa (quinoa), 799 nucleotides long. RefSeq lists its product as uncharacterized. Bases 39 to 401 code for a protein of 120 amino acids. The record is from RefSeq and is a predicted model, not a curated record. NCBI's taxonomy places the organism in Eukaryota, Viridiplantae, Streptophyta, Magnoliopsida, Caryophyllales, Amaranthaceae. Gene Ontology annotation, molecular function: DNA binding. The transcript is spliced from 2 exons.
GUUCUCCAUCUUCAAAUCUCCUUCAAGCCGUCAAAGUCAUGUCUCGCGAGUAUGAUGAAUUUGACUAUGAGAGGCAAUCAAAUUUUGAUACUGUUAGCUCUCAAGCUUCCUCUGUCUCGGUUGAUGAUGCUAGUAAUACCGGCACUAUCAAUCCUUCUGUUAAUAAACGUCAAAGAACCGCAGGUAUAUGGAAGCAUUACACUUUUUUUGUAAAGACGAUAGGUAAUGAAAAUGUAGAUUAUGCUCGUUGUAAUUUGUGUGGUAAAGAAUAUAAAGCACCUGGUAAAGCGGGUACUUCAACUUGUAGAGCUCAUAUUAAUGCAUGUUUGGAAAAGCAUGGUCUCCAGUCCGGUAACGAAUCACAAUUUGAUCAAAAAAACUUAUUUACAAAAGUUUGCUAAAGCUAUAAUCUGCCAUGCAUAUCCUUUAAAUAUUGUAGAGCAUGAAUAUCUUAGGGAACUUCAUGCAUAUUUGAAUCCUAAGGUGCAGCAUUUCUUAAGUUUUUGUUAAAAUAACCAUUGCUCGGUGAUGUAAAUCUGAGAGCAAUUUUAAAAAACAAAAGCUAUAAUUUUGAAGUUGCUUGAACUUGUUAUGAGCUGCUGCCUGCUGGUAGUGCUUUUGCCUUUUGGUUGUUGUCUCUGCUGAGUUGUUAUUGCCUAUAUUGUUGCCUGCAUGAGCUGGUUCCUGCCUCCUGCCAGCUUGAGGUGCUGUGUUGCUGCCUUUUGUGUUAUGAAUUUAUGAUAAGUUUUGUUGCUGCUGUUUCUUAUGCUUGCUGUUUUAAUUUUUCUUGAAUCAUCGU